ACCUACGCAGCAGCAGCCCACCUCUGCUCACGUAUCGUCCGGCGAAAAAUCUCUCUGCUUCAAGCUUGAGUAUUUUUGUUUUGGAAAUGUCGCAGCUCUCGGAUUUGAUCAACCUCCAUCUCUCCGACACCACUGAGAAGGUCAUCGCAGAGUACAUAUGGAUCGGCGGAUCAGGCAUGGACAUGCGGAGCAAAGCAAGGACCCUCUCAGGGCCAGUCAAUGACCCUUCAAAGUUGCCCAAAUGGAAUUACGAUGGCUCCAGCACAGGCCAAGCUCCUGGAGAAGAUAGUGAAGUGAUCUUAUACCCACAAGCAAUUUUUAGAGAUCCAUUCAGAAGGGGUAAAAAUAUUUUGGUCAUGUGUGAUGCUUACGCUCCUGCUGGAGAUCCAAUUCCCACAAACAAAAGAUAUGCAGCUGCAAAAAUAUUCAGCGAUCCCAAAGUUGCUGCUGAAGAACCUUGGUAUGGAAUUGAGCAGGAAUACACCUUGCUCCAGAAAGAUAUCCAAUGGCCUCUUGGCUGGCCUCUCGGUGGCUAUCCUGGACCUCAGGGACCAUACUAUUGUGGUACUGGUGCUGACAAGGCUUUUGGGCGCGAUAUUGUUGACUCACAUUACAAAGCUUGCCUUUAUGCUGGCAUCAACAUCAGUGGAAUCAACGGUGAAGUGAUGCCUGGCCAGUGGGAAUUCCAAGUAGGUCCUUCAGUUGGUAUCUCUGCUGGUGACGAGUUGUGGGUUGCUCGUUACAUUUUGGAGAGGAUCACUGAGAUUGCGGGGGUGCUUGUUUCCUUUGACCCUAAGCCAAUUAAGGGUGAUUGGAAUGGAGCUGGGGCUCACACAAACUACAGCACCAAGUCCAUGAGGAAAGAAGGAGGCUAUGAAGUGAUCAAGAAAGCAAUUGAGAAGCUGGGGAAGAGGCACAUGGAGCACAUCUCAGCCUAUGGAGAAGGAAACGAGCGUCGUUUGACAGGAAGACAUGAGACUGCAGACAUUAACACCUUCAAAUGGGGUGUUGCAAAUCGUGGUGCUUCAAUAAGAGUUGGAAGGGACACAGAGAAAGAAGGGAAGGGGUAUUUUGAGGAUAGGAGGCCAGCUUCCAACAUGGACCCAUAUGUGGUGACGUCAAUGAUCGCUGAGACAACCAUUCUGUGGAAACCAUGAGAUGAAGCAGGGAAAACAAACUGUGUUUCUUUGAUUUACUCAGUGUGUUUUAUUAGGAUCAGCUUUAUGUUCUAGUCAUGUCUAGUUUCUGGAUAUCAAGUAUCAACUGUUUGAGGGAAUUAGUUUCCUUCACUCCCAUGUUCCAUGUGUGACAAUAAUGUUAAGGUUUUAGUCCAAUUUAUUAAUAAUUAUGAAAUGAAAUUGCCUAAGUCCAUGCAA
Molecule: messenger RNA, 1376 nt
Organism: Prosopis cineraria
Lineage: Eukaryota; Viridiplantae; Streptophyta; Magnoliopsida; Fabales; Fabaceae
Product: glutamine synthetase nodule isozyme-like
Exons: 12
Coding region: 87-1157 (356 amino acids)
Cellular component (GO): cytoplasm
Molecular function (GO): glutamine synthetase activity
Source: RefSeq, a predicted model, not a curated record